UUUCCAUCUGCUCCAUUCAGUCUCUCCACGAUGGGAAGGCCAUCCUCUACGAUUGAAAUCCCUAAUGACCGCCACCGCCGCCGCACCCCCGACUCCGACAUCUCCGACGACUAUCGCCCCCGCCGCCGCAGUCCUAACUACGACUCCUAUGACCGCCGCCACCGUCGCCGCUCUCAAUCUCCCAGACCCCGAAGCCCUAGGCACACCAACGGAAACACAAACGACAACGCCCUGCCGAAAAAAUUCGGCCGCCGUAACGGCUCGUAUCUGGACCGCGACGGCAAGGACUGGCAGCGCUCGGAAUCGGAGUCUGACGAGGAGUUGAAAGGCCUGAGUUUCGAGGAAUAUCGGAGGCUCAAGAGGCAGAAGAUGAGGAAGGCGCUGAAGCACUGUAUCUGGAACGUUACGCCGAGUCCUCCAAGGAACGAGAACGAGGAUGCGGAAGAUGAUUUCAAAGCCGAAGAGGUUCCUGAGAAAUUCGGAGAUGGCGGUGAUUUGAAGAUCGAGAAGGAGGUUAAACCAAGGGCAAAAUCUGAAUCUGCAUCUGAGAAAUCGUCAGGUAGCGAAUCGGAAAGUGAAUCGGAAUCAGAUGAUUCGCGUUCGAGGAAGAAGAAGAGAAGAAAGAGUUCUGCUGGUUCUUCAAGGAAAUUGGAUAGUGAUAGUGAAUCUGAAGAGGAAGAAGAAGAAGAUCGUAAGGGGAGAAAGCACAGUAAAAGGAAAGGGAGAAGGAGUAGCAGGAAGGGGAAGAGGAGUAAGAGAAGGUAUAGCGAUUCAGAUGAGAGUGAAAGUGAUGAUGAUUCUGAUGAUAGUGGAAGAAAGAGGAAGCGUUCUUCUUCUUCAAGGUCGAAAUCGAAGCAUAGCAGAAGGAGGAGGACAAAGAGAAGGUCCAAAACUGAAAGUGAGAGUGAGUCUAGUGAUUCAGAAGAGAGGGAAAGUGAUGGCUCCGGUGAUAGUGGAAGAAAGAAGAAGCGUUCUUCUUCUUCGAGGUCUCGGUCGAAACGGAGCAGUAGAAAGAGUAGAGCGAAGGCGAAGCCUGAAUCGGAAAGUGAGGGUUUGGAGGAGAAUGAUUCGGGUGAUGCAAAGGGUAAAGCAGUGGUUGAUGAGGUGCAGGUGACGGAUAUUAUUAACGCUGAGGGCAAGUUGAAGGAAUCGUUCGAUUCACAGGAGAUACCGGAUUUGGAUAACGAACCCGUGGUUGGGCCAAUGCCCCUGCCUAAACCUGAAGGGCAUAUUAGCUAUGGUGGUGCACUUAGGCCCGGUGAGGGUGAUGCCAUUGCGCAGUAUGUUCAACAAGGGAAACGUAUUCCUCGUAGAGGAGAAGUGGGUCUUUCUGCGGACGAGAUUCAGAAAUUUGAGAGCCUUGGUUAUGUGAUGAGUGGUAGCAGGCAUCAGAGGAUGAAUGCCAUUCGUAUUAGGAAAGAAAACCAGGUUUACAGUGCUGAGGAUAAGCGUGCUCUUGCCAUGUUUAACUAUGAAGAGAAGGCCAAGAGGGAGCAUAAGGUUAUGGCUGAUCUGCAGCGCCUCGUGCAGCGCCACAUUGGCCAGGAUGUUGGUCCGAAUCAUGACCCUUUUGCUCCAAAAGCCUCAGAUGCUGCUGAUGCCUGAUUGUCAUAUCAAGAAGUGGUGAUAACAAAGGAGAAGAGAGCGAAGAUUCAUGGGAUGAAUGAAGUUGUAAUAUUACAGUUUGUGUGCUCUAGCAGAUGCAACUAAAUUCUACUGGGAAGUUAUUUGAAAGGCUUAAUCUCAUCUAUCUUUAUUGAUUGUGUUCGAAACUCGGAACCUAACAUGUGGGGUUGAAAGGCUUCCAUUGUUCCAUCGUAGAAUUAACAGGUUAAUCUAAUGACUGGGUUUAAAGUUACGUCCUACUCUACGACGUUUGUUUUUAUUCAAUUAUUCAUUUUGGCUAUUGUUAUUAGAUAGGAGUAGUGAAAGUCCUCGAACGAUAGCUCAAGUGAUAAGAGAGGUCCAGAGAUUAACCUUGGAGAGCUGUAGUGUAUCUUUCCAAUGUAAAAAAAAAGGUAGCAGUAGUGAAAAAGUCAAGAAUUGGAUAAAGGGCUAAGAAUGAUCAAAUUCCAUUCUUGACAAGUUCAGACAAGUAAAUUGUGAAAGGAAAGUUCAAUGACUACUGCACUCAGUUCAAGGUGUGCAAAUUGCAAUGAGUUUUGACUAUA
Molecule: messenger RNA, 2171 nt
Organism: Lotus japonicus
Lineage: Eukaryota; Viridiplantae; Streptophyta; Magnoliopsida; Fabales; Fabaceae
Exons: 2
Coding region: 31-1605 (524 amino acids)
Biological process (GO): regulation of gene expression
Cellular component (GO): nucleus
Molecular function (GO): chromatin binding
Source: RefSeq, a predicted model, not a curated record